Messenger RNA from Pogona vitticeps (central bearded dragon), 2011 nucleotides. RefSeq names its product phosphatidylinositol transfer protein cytoplasmic 1 (gene PITPNC1). The record is from RefSeq and is a predicted model, not a curated record. Gene Ontology annotation, molecular function: phosphatidylinositol transfer activity; phosphatidylinositol binding. Lineage: Eukaryota; Metazoa; Chordata; Lepidosauria; Squamata; Agamidae. Gene Ontology annotation, cellular component: cytoplasm. Gene Ontology annotation, biological process: phospholipid transport.
CAGAGAGGGAGAGAGAGAGAGAGCUCUGGUGGGGAAACCCAGCCCCCAUGAAUGAUCAAAGGUGGGAGGAAAAACCGAGGCACACCCUGUCUUUCCCCCUGAUCGCGUUAACCACCUCUCCACCGACAGUGAGGCGGAGAGCGGGCGAGCUUUGUUGACCAGCCGGGGAAGGAAACGUUAUAAACCCUUUGUCUUUUGGAAGUCAGCAUCUCCUCCUUGCUCUUUGCCGAUCCAGUGCGUGACGCCGCCGCCGCCGCCGCCACUGGACUCGCACCGCUGGUGACAUUAACGUUGUGGACUGCCUGCUCCAGCUAUUUUUACUGGUGGUUUCCUCUCCCCCCCCCUCCGAUCCCUCAUUCGCCCCCUCCGUCUGUCGAUCUAAGAAUGUCUUGAUGCAACUGCAAGGAAAUCACAAAUUUCAAAGCCUUUCUCGCGGAUGCCUUUGAAUUCACAAUGAGAGCGUUUUGUGCUUGAGACUCCUUUGUGUGGGUGAAAAAAAAAAUCACAUGAUCUCAAUUUGAAGCAGAAGAAACUGGGUGAUAGAAGAAAUUGUGUUUUUUCCCCCCUUUUGCUGGGUCAGCUUUCUGGAUGGUAGCAGUGGCAGAUCCUACAUAUCUUGCCGAGUACCCCGCAUACUGUAGAACUUGGAGAUAUUAAUAUUUUUUUAUUUUUUGCUACUGUCAGGGUGGACUGUGAUCACGUUUCUCCUAAACUGCUGAUUUGCAUUAAAUGUGCAGGAAUAUGCUCAUGAAGGAGUACCGGAUCUGUAUGCCUCUGACAGUUGAAGAGUACAGAAUUGGACAGUUGUACAUGAUCAGUAAGCAUAGUCACGAGCAGAGUGACCGCGGAGAAGGUGUAGAAGUGGUGCAUAAUGAACCGUAUGAAGAUCCCAAUUACGGGAAUGGUCAACUGACAGAAAAACGAGUUUAUCUGAACAGCAAACUUCCCAGCUGGGCAAGAGCUGUUGUCCCCAAAAUAUUUUAUGUUACAGAGAAGGCAUGGAAUUACUACCCAUACACAAUUACAGAAUAUACGUGCUCAUUUUUGCCUAAAUUCUCCAUUCACAUAGAGACAAAAUAUGAGGACAACAAGGGAUGUAAUGAUAAUAUAUUUGACAACGAAGCCAAAGAUCUCGACAGAGAAGUCUGCUUUAUUGAUAUCGCCUGUGAUGAAAUUCCUGAGCGCUAUUACAAAGAAUCAGAGGAUCCUAAAUACUUCAAAUCAGAGAAGACUGGGAGAGGCCUUUUGAAAGAAGGCUGGAGGGACACUCAAGACCCCAUCAUGUGUUCCUACAAAUUGGUGUCUGUGAAAUUCGAAGUCUGGGGACUUCAGACUCGAGUAGAGCAGUUUGUCCACAAGGUGGUCAGAGAUAUAUUGAUGAUUGGUCACCGGCAGGCUUUUGCUUGGGUGGAUGAGUGGUAUGACAUGACUAUGGAUGAAGUCCGAGAGUUUGAACGAGCCACUCAGGAGGCCACCAACAAGAAAAUUGGGAUCGUCCCGCCUGCAAUAUCAAUCUCUAACAUCUCCCUUCCUUCUUCAAUCCGUAGUGCUCCUUCUAGUGCUCCCUCUACACCCCUAUCUACAGAUGCGCCCGAAUUCUUAGUGGUUCCCAAAGACCGGCCACGGAAAAAGUCUGCCCCAGAAACUCUCACGCUGCCAGAUCCAGACAAAACGCCGUUGUAAAUGCAGCAUGUUUUCCUCUGACAAGCCAUGACUGAAAGAAUGGCGAUCGCAGCGCUCAUGGUAGUUGUUUUAUUUCGAGAAAUUUUACUGAUCCGGAAGUAUGCCUCCUUAACUUCCCCUGCUUGUCCCUUUUUGACUUUAGUAAGCUAAAUGCAUGCAAGAACACAGUUCAUGUGCUCUGUUUCCCAAAGGGAAGCUCUAAGCCAUACGACAGAUGUUGCUCUUGACACAAAAUAAAACAGCUUGCAGAAGCAGAAACCAUCUCUAUGUAGCAACAUACUAAAUAAGAGAGAUUUUCAUAUAUAGAAUAAAAUGUUUUAUCACUGGA